Seminavis robusta is the source of this 4773-nucleotide messenger RNA. Lineage: Eukaryota; Bacillariophyta; Bacillariophyceae; Naviculales; Naviculaceae. The record is from the annotation of a GenBank genome assembly.
AUGUACUACACGCCCCACGUUGACCGCUCAAACAAGAUAUUAAUUGGACUGCAUGCUGUGGAGGAUACAUUCGGAUGGACGGCUCUGGCUAUUGGAGGAAACGGAGGAAUGAAGGGCGCCUCGCAGAUUGUCGUCCGAAAGAUGGAGGAUAAAAGCAGCGGCGUUUACGACGAUACGUGGGUUGUUGAGGACCGAAACUCACAAGACUACACGAUGCCAAGUUUGGAUGAAUCUCAAGAUCUUGAACUCAUCUUUGCAGAACAGACUGCUAACGGAGAAACCGCUUGGGGUGUACUUCUGCCAAUCAAUUCCUGCGAUGAGUUUGACUACUCCGUUCAUAACAUCAGCAUGUUCAUGCAUUGGGCAGUAGGUGAAGAUCACAGUUUCUCGUUCCACGGCCGCCGCCGGGGCCAGUUCCAAGCAAACCUGUUUUUACCGCCGCCCGAGACCAAGGAUCAGGGCCUUUCUGAUAGCUAUACCAUGGAUCUGUUGAUGUCCAUUGUUAGCGUCGUUUCGGGCGAGGGAGAAAUCCCAACGGACCCCUACAUUUGCUCGUACUUUGAACUAGAAAGGCUUCCUUUGGAGGGGUCGAAAGGCAGCCAAAGAUUCGUCAGUGCCAACGACAAAUCCCACUCUGUUCGAGUCGAGACUGUUUGUUCCCAACAAUCGAAGCAAUAUGUACACCAUAUCAUCCUCUAUGCUUGCGAUGCUGACUUAACUGACAAGAGCGAUGAUGACAUCUUCCACCGCAAAUUGAACCCGAGUUGUCAAACUAUGCCGCCUCACUGUGCUGAGGUCAAGGCUGUUUGGUCUCUGGGCGUUGGGGAAGACCUGGUAAUGCCCUCUGACGUUGGCCUGCCCUUUGGAGAGGGAAAACGUUGGCUUGUAAUGCAGGUGCACUACUACAAUCCUGGACUUGAUGUCGGUAUCUAUGACAGCAGUGGAAUGCGCUUGCACAUAGCCCCAAAGCCACGUUCAUAUGACGCAGGACAGAUAUCCCUUUUGGGAGGUUUUGACUCUGCACAGCACCCCAACGGCAUCCCUGCAGGGGAGACAGAUUUUGAGCUGCCCACCUUUGUGGUCCCAUCUGUGUGCACUUACAGCAUGUGGAAAGACCCAAUCAACAUCAUGUGGGUUGUGCACCACAUGCAUCAGUACGGGACGAAGAUGGAAAUCGAGAUAAGGCGUGAAGGACGGAGUUUAGGGGUAUUAGUGGACGAGAAGCACUUCGACUUCACACAUCAGUCUUUCACGCCAUCAUUGGUGAGCCAGUUGCUGCCGGGGGAUGCUAUCUUCUUACGUUGUCGAUAUGAUACUUCUGGUCUGUCCCAGAACGUGCACUUCGGAGAUGGAACCAAUGACGAGAUGUGUAUCGCUGGUAUUAAUUAUUGGCCUGGACAGAGGGUGGAAACUCAGUCUGUGGCACAAGUCGACCCUACUUCUUUCAUCAAGCAAUGCCAGAAUGCAGGAUCAGGUGUUUUCUCCAAAAUGAGCCUUUGCGCCCAAAGUUUCUUUGAGCAUGCCCACGAUUUCCUUACAUUGAGGUGGGACUAUCGUGAGCCAUUUGAUGCCCUUCACUUUUGCAAUUCUGGCAUUUUUGAAGAUGACGUAUUGCCACGGAACCUGCCCAUAAGUCUAUGCCCUGACUGCUACGUGAACAAGAAUUGCACUGCCGAGGAAGUGAUCCUCCACGCGCAGGAAAAGGUCUGUGUCGACUUUUGUUCAAUGGCUAAUGUUUCGGUCUAUCCUGAUCUCAGUGCAAGUGAAGGCCUCAGCCACGGGAUCACGCGAUGCUUCAGUGGCGACAUUCAAUCGGAUGUCCGUUUCUUUUCUCCCCCGGAACUUGAAGCCCAAGUGCCCUCGUGUGAACCUUUUCCGUCAGCCGCAGCGAGCGGUGACGGCGUUGCCAGGACGGCGGAUGCUUCUGUUUGGAAAGUCGCGUCACUUUCGAUGGUAGGCAUCAUUGCGACGGCUGUCGUUCUGUUUGCUUUCUACCGCACGACUUUCUACUCGGGAAGCGAGACGCACUGUCUUGGCAAGUUUUCGCACAUGUGGACGAGGACAAUUCGAUCCUUCGAAGUGAAUCUUGUGGCGUUUCUGCGACAGAUCGCUCGCCAUGCCGCCCUCUAUCCUAGAACAUAUGUUGUCGCCAUCAGUGCGCUUUCUCUCCUUCUUCUCUUUCUUGGGUUUGCAACAAACUUUGCUGUCGAAGCCGACACGUUGUCGUGGUGGACCCCAGCGGGGACAAGAUCAGAAGAACAUUUGAACUACGUAACCGGGACUUUCCAGGGUCUGCCCAGGGCCUUCAGCAUUAUGGUGCACAAGCAAGGUGACAAUGCUGUGUCAAAAGAAGGCGUUGCGCAUGUGUUUGAGGCAUUGGACGCCAUCAGAGCAACCCAAGGCUUUGACGCGGUAUGCGGGAAAAGUGAUCAUGUCGACAGUGAAUCGGGAAGCGGGACGUGCAAGAUUCAUGGUGUGACCGCUUUUUGGAAUCACAGUACCAGCCUUUUUGAAGCAGCGGUUAGCUCUGACGAAGACAUUAUACUGACUUUGUCAGAAGAGACCUUUCCCGAUGGGCGUCCUAUGGAUGUACGCGGACUCGUCGGGUCUCCUCAAUGGAAUGGCACUGGAACUAAGCUAUCAGGAGGACAGUCCUACUUUGCCGUCGUUGAGCUACCAGAAAAGCAGGAAGCCAAGGCGUACGACUUCGAGGAAGAUGCCCUUGACAGUGUUUUGCACCUCCGCAAUCAAUGGAAACAACAGAUAGGCAACGCCUUUCGCCUGGAAGUUGAGGCUACAAGGAGCUUUGACGACGAAGCCAAUAGGUCCAUUCAAGAAGAUCUGCCACUUAUACAAAUCGUUGGUGUUGUCAUGUCCGUGUUUGUCUGCUUGGUCUAUUCAAAAUGCGACCCUGUCAAAUCCCAAAGCCUGCUCGGAUUCGGAGCGGUUGUGUCCGUUGUGCUAUCCACAUCCUCGGGAUUUGGUUUGUUGUUCAUCAUUGGCGUUCCCUACACGACCAUGACGUCGUUGUUGCCAUUCAUUGUGCUGGGCAUAGGGUUGGACGAUGCAUUUAUCAUAACGGCUGCCUAUAACAGGACAGACCAAAAGAAAGAUCCUGUUGAGAGGAUUGACGAAACGAUCUCCGAAGCUGGCCUCAGCAUUGCCAUAACAACUGUUACCUCUGUCCUGGCCUUUGGCUUGGACACCCUUACAUCCAUUCCGGCUGUGGAUUGGCUCUGCUGCUAUGCAAUUCCGAUGCUCCUGAUCACUUUCUUCUACCAGAUAACAUUUUUUGUGGCGUUGAUCGUGAUUGACGACAAGCGCAUCAAGGCUAACCGCAGAGAUUGUUGCGUGUGCUUUCCCGUCUCCGCGACCCAACUCGGAACCCACCUCGACGAGGACCACGAUGAAGCCGCAACUGUACCACUGCCAGAGCGUAUCAUGUCAUCGUACGCAGACAAGCUCCUUCAACCAUGGGUUAAGGCGGUGAUCUUGGUCGGUUUUGCAGUCCUGUUUGGAGGUUUGGCCUACAGUGCAUCUUUGAUGACUCAAGACUUCAAGCUCACAGACAUGCUGCCGAGUGAUUCGUAUGUAGCUGACAACAUCAUUGCCUACCAAAAUUACAACUCCCGCUCAGUGAUGAUGCCGUACAUGUACUUUCGAGGUGUUGACCAAUCCAAUGAAGACGUGCAGCGUCAAAUGGAGGCAUAUGUCAAUGACAUGGUCGUCGGCAUUAACGCAGUGGAACAGCCCACCUCAGGCUACUUUUGGUUAAGCCAUUUCAAGCAGUAUUCUGCUGUGCAGUUCGGAACAAGCUUUGAGGCAUUGAAUUUCAAAGAGAAGUUGAAUAAAUUCUUGCAAGAGCCUGUCUUCAGUGAACUCUACUCAAACGAUAUUGUUCUGGACGGUGACGGGAACAUCAUUUCUUCUUGCAUGCUCUUCUUCAUCUCCGACCUCGACAUUAAUAACGUUGAAGAGCAGGUGAAGACAUUGAAGGCUCAACGUGCUGUGUCAGCUGCUCAGCCCAUCAAUUACGACAAGGAUGACUGGUCCUUUUUUGCCUACCAUCGGAAUUUCAACUAUUGGGAGUUUAACUCGGUGGCAGUUGAGGAGUUACUCUUCACAUCUGUCAUUGGUGUCUUGAGUGUCACCGAUGCCGCCCUGAUCCUCAUCCCACACUGGAGUGGUGCACUCUUUGUAUUCCCUCUGCUUUCGGUGCUGUAUGUUGAUCUGCUUGGCUUUUUGCAACUGGUCGGAGUUUCCGUAAAUGCCGUCAGCUACAUUGCAGUGGUCAUGUCAAUUGGACUCAUGGUGGAUUACAUCCUCCAUGUACUUGUCAAGUAUUACGAAUGCCCAGGAACGCGGGAUCAAAAAGUCAAGGAAUCGUUGUGUUGCAUGGGUUCCUCGGUUCUGCUUGGCGCUUUGACAACUUUCUUGGGCAUGGUUCCGUUGGCUUUCACCACCAGCGGCGUGGGCAAGAUCCUCUUUUAUGCCUUUUCUGGAUUGGUUGUGUUCGGGGCUUUGCACGGAUUGGUCUUGCUGCCAGUGCUCCUAUCCUUGCUGGGACCGUUGGAUCCGUCCCCAUCACAGCUGAGUCUGAGCAAAGAGAAGAAGGUCGAGGGCGAAGAGGAGUCUGAGGAUCUUGAGAAAGAGGAGAUGGUGACAGAACAUGUUGUGGGCGUCACUGAAGAGACAAAGCCGCCUGUUGCCUCUGUGGAUGCCAAUGCUUCCUUGUCAGAAACAGACCAAAUGUCCAACGAAAUUUCUGUGUAG